This is a messenger RNA of Daphnia pulex (common water flea), 2397 nucleotides long. Its product is annotated as alpha-amylase-like. The transcript is spliced from 15 exons. The record is from RefSeq and is a predicted model, not a curated record. Lineage: Eukaryota; Metazoa; Arthropoda; Branchiopoda; Diplostraca; Daphniidae. Bases 139 to 2247 code for a protein of 702 amino acids. Gene Ontology annotation, molecular function: alpha-amylase activity; cation binding. Gene Ontology annotation, biological process: carbohydrate metabolic process.
UUUAGCCAAAGACACAACUCACCGAUCAGCCAGUGACGUCGCAUGUCAGGGCUCGAUCCGAUUUCUAGUGUGAAUAAAUCUAUCCAUUACUUUCGCAAAUUUGAUUGCCUACCAAUAGUUGUAUUAUUUGUUUGAAAAAUGAUGCGUUGGUUGCUAUUUCUUGGGCUGGCAGGCUACUGCUCGGCUUUUUUCGAUCCCAAAUGCAAUGGCAAGCAGGUCAUGGUCCACCUUUUCGAAUGGAAAUGGACAGACAUCGCCGCUGAAUGCGAACGUUACUUAGCAGGAGCUGGAUAUUGCGGUGUCCAGGUAUCACCACCUAUGGAACACGUCAUUUUACCAGAGAACAACUACCCUUGGUGGCAACGCUACCAGCCGGUUAGCUACAAAUUGUAUUCCCGAUCGGGUAGCGAAGCCGAGUUUAUUGACAUGGUUCACCGUUGUAAUAGCGUCGGCGUCAGGAUUUACGUCGAUGCUGUUGUUAAUCACAUGACCGGAACGGGUCGAUCCGGAAUUGCGGACGGUGGGUCAUCUUAUAACGCUAACGGUGAUGCUCGUGAUUUUCCAGGGGUUCCUUACAGUGCUGAACAUUUUACGCCCCGUGAUCAGUGCCCUUCCGGCGACGGCAAUGUCAACGAUUACAGCAACCCAUCCAACGUGAGAAAUUGUUAUCUGGUCGGCCUGACUGAUUUGUAUGGGAAAUUGGACUACGUCCGUGAGAAGGUCGCCGGUUAUUUCAAUCAACUCAUCCAGAUCGGAGUGGCUGGAAUUCGAAUUGACGCAGCCAAACACAUGUGGCCUGAGGAUAUUUCGGCUACUCUUUCUAGAUUGACCGACUUGCCAACAGACCAGGGAUUCCCGGCAGGCUCCAAAUUCUACGUGUUCCAGGAAGUGAUUGAUCAAAACGACGGAGCCAUCAAAGUCGACGAAUACUACAACACAGGAUACGUGACUGAAUUCCGUUACUGCUCUAAAAUCGCUUGGGGUAUCAAGGACUACGGACAACUGAGCAAUUUGAUCGAUUACGGAUGGGGUAUGGCCCGCUCUGAUAGGGCUUUCAUCUUCACCGACAAUCACGACAACCAGCGCGGUCAUGGAGGAGGCGGAAAUGUCAUCACGCACGAAAGCCCACGCGAUUACAAACAGGCCGUUGCCUACACCCUGGCCCAGGAUUACGGUUUCACGCGGAUAAUGAGCAGCUAUUACUUCACCAACACUGACCAAGGGCCACCCAGUAACGGAGGCUACAGCACGGCUGAUGUCAUCAUUAACGAUGAUGGCAGUUGCGGUGGCGGAUGGGUUUGCGAGCAUCGCUGGAACGUCAUGAAGAAAAUGGUUGAAUUCCGUAACGCCGUAGUCGGUACCUCAAUGGAGAAUUACUGGAACAACGGUAAUGCGGUGGCAUUCUCCCGCGGAAAUAAAGGAUUUUUCGCCAUGGCCAAACAAGGAUCCAUGUCCGAAAGUCUUCAGACAGGUUUGCCCGCCGGAAGCUACUGCAACAUCAUCGACGAUUGCGCAUCAUCCAUUCAAGUCGGAGCAGAUGGCAUGGCGCAGAUCUCAAUUAACAACUACGAAGAACCCAUUCUGGCCGUCUGUGCUGGUGGUUGCGGAGGUGGUGGAGGCACCCCAGGACCAACCAUUCCGACUACAACUGGUCCGACUCCCCCUCCCAUGACGGGUGUCCAGCGAACAGUGGUCUUCGUAAAGAAACAGACGGCCCCAGGUCAAGAUUUGUUCAUCCGCGGUGGAAUCGAUUCAACCGUUCGCCCUGGAUGCACUCAAGACAUCACUUCCACUUGCGCCAUAGAUUUCCAGAUGAAAUCAUUGGGGGCAAGUUCCCAUUACGAUAAGUACAACAGCUGGAGCACCGGAGACAGUCGACUUGAUUGGUACGGAGCCGAGCCUGGACAAGGAUCUUAUGUGGGUCAAACUGCCGAAGGAACUCCUUUGGCUUGGACCUCGAACUCGGCUUCCAGCCCCGGAUAUCAAAGCCUUAACGCUUGGGGAGAUCAUUACUGGAUGGUCGAAUUCGAUAUGGAUUGCUCCCAGAGCGAAAAUGGAUGGUUCGAAGUGAAAUCUUUCCUUACCAACGGAGCUGGAUGGGAAAGUGACAUCAGUCAGUCUACAUGCACAGGAUCAGCCGGUGGACGUGCCCCUUACACAUCCAAGAACCAUUUAGGCCGUUGUGGUUUCGUUAACGUGUUUGAUUUCGGAAUGAGCACGUGCCAGAUCAACCCGUUUUCUGCAUAGAUUAUCCAUUGAUGGAAGUUCAAUUUUGUUUAACUGCGAAUGAAGUGCUUACAUACUUUGAGUUUUUCAGUUUUGUAUUACCGUAAGGGAAAAACCAAUCUAUUGGCGUAACCAAAAGUUUAAAAUAAAGGUCUCGUUUAUAAAUAGAAA